CCACCUGUGAUUGUCGUCCAGAAAAGCACUAGCACAGUGGCACUUGUAUUAGUAGUAACAGCAGCAGGACACUCGGCGACCAGGCAAAGUAUUCAGUCGGUCACAGCGAGUGGUUCUGACUACCGGGCUGGAUUUCGCCGGACUGGACUGGACGACUGGCAAGAGGACGAGGUCAUAUCAGCCAACGCUGGAAAACCCAUUUUUCAUCUGUGCAUGGUUCGAGAACAACGGCGACUGUACUAAAAUAACAGAGAGCAAGAAGAGCGCAAAGGAAAGCACUUUAAAGUACCACGUAGAACUUGGUGUGACUUUUGUUCAAUAUAAUAGUUUUUAGGAAUAAUCAAAUUUGAAGUUUGUUAAUGUGAUACCAAGCGCAAAUAACAAGUUUAACAGCAUGGGUGCCGCCAGUACAGGAGUUGAAUCGCUGGAGUGCUGCAAUCAGCAAGAAGAAGGAUCUGUACGGCCGAAUCAGAAUCAAAAUCAUCUACCAAAUCGUCCACAGCAACAUCAACCAGCUCAAGCUGCAAUGCCUGCUCCACCUCUCCCUAGAGGUCCUGACAACAAUCCGACACUGCCACUAGUAUUGAUCUCGAAUGGAGAAAAUCAGACUCCCACCACGGUGCUGCAACAACAAUCAGUGCCCCCACCACUAUUGAAUGUCACCGCUGCCAAUGUCCCCACCUCGGCCAAUGCACCACACUUUAAUCAUUUUAAUCAACAGCCGGCCCCUUUUCAACCAAACAACCACCUCUUUAACAACAACUUCAACCAGCAGACCCACCAUUAUUCGCAGGACGUCGAGAACAACAACAAUCAAAAUAAUCACACCAACCAUCAUCUGUACGUUAAUCCUCAAGGCAACUUUAAUUAUGAUUACUACCUUCAAACAUUCUUCGACGAGAACGAGUAUUACAAUCGCCUGAACAACAACAAUCAUGUCAACGCCAACUAUGCCGGGACCGUGUCCAUCUACUCGGAAGCGGAAACACCGUUGACGGUUGAAGCCUCCAAUCUGUCAGCGUCCUGUCAGUGUUUGUUCCUACGCUACUGCAAGCACCGAAAGCGCUCCGCUUCUUCCUCCUGCUGUCAUCGCACGCAAAUCGCAACUUCUAAAAGUAAAAAAUCCGCGAAAGACCAACAACAACAGCAGCAACAACCAGAAAAAAAGAAACCCAAACCCGGUGGGGGACCCCCGAGGGGUCGAGGUGCGGCUGGCCGUGGUAUGGACAACAAUGAGUCAGAUCCGUUGAUGCGAAGACCUCGCCGCCGGAAGGACAACAGCGAACAAGACUUGGCCUCAAAACAGCAGCAACAGCCACAGCAACAAAACAACCUACAACAAAACGGUGGAGCGGCCUCCUUCGAUCAGAAGAAACAGCCAGCGAAGUCAACCACAUUGAUUCAACAGCAACAGCUUCCGCUUUUCGUGCGAGUCUCACAAUAAAUGGGAAAAAAUGUGCCUUAAAUGUUCUGUUUUGCUGCUCACGGAUAAUCGUCGCAAGCAAAGCCCAACUCCGUACCAAAUUGCAAACAGCGUAAAAUAAAAACCCCAAAUGCGAAGACGCGAAAAAAAAAAAUGUUGAACACAAAUUACCGAAUCCGCUUUACAUUAGAAAACCCGCAUAAAGUUUGAAGCACAUUUAAAAGGCAAACAAACCACACUGAUCCCUCAAGAUUGAGGAUUGCAGAAUGUCAGCUUGCCUAGCAACUUCUUGACUCCACCCACACCCCACGCUCUUCUUCGGGAAUACACAACACCGCAACCAGAACAAUGGCGAUAAUGAUGUUUUCGGAAUCUUUGUUUUUUUAAGGCUUGGUUUUAUCCUGUGGUUGUUUCGGUUUGUUUGUUUUUUUUUUUCAUCAAGGGUAGAAUUUAUUGUUUCCUUUUUUUUCUGUUUAGACCAUUCCAAUGAAUUGGCUCUGUUUGAGUUUGUUUUAAAAAAAACGUGAUGCUUUUAAAUUUAAUUUUCGGUUCGUGCCCUUUCCAUAAAUAUUAAUGAUGUAUCGUUAUUUCCAGUUUUUUACAAGGUUCUUCACUUAUAGACAUAAUUUAAUUUAAAAAAAAAACCAAAAAAGUGAACAAGAGCGAUUUGGUAACAUCAGUAAUAAUUAGAAUCCUAGCUUAUAAGAUAAGUGUCAAAGCGUUAGGAAUACAAAUCGUAAAUCAGGAAUACGAUAAUCGGAUUGAAUGAGUAAAUGCUUUUUGCCAGCACAGCUUCGAAAUUAAAACUACCCAUCACAAAGCUUCAAAAAGCUUUUGCAUUGUUUAUGAUUUUCAAGCAACGUCAGAAGCCUUCAAAGAAACCAGCUUAAAGCAAUUGUGAACAAAGCUUGUGUUGAGCAUUGUAUUGAAGGAUUGAGAUUUCCUCAUAACUUAACGGGGUAAUCAACGUCAUCUCCAAGCUUCCAAGUAUUAUGCGUAUUGUUUUCUCAGUUUAUAGUGUAUACAAUACUUUCUCUAUCUACAGCAAAUAAGAAGUGCACAAUGUUGUUAAUCACGCUGGAAAUGUU
This is a messenger RNA of Uranotaenia lowii, 2511 nucleotides long. RefSeq names its product putative mediator of RNA polymerase II transcription subunit 15. Lineage: Eukaryota; Metazoa; Arthropoda; Insecta; Diptera; Culicidae. Bases 395 to 1444 code for a protein of 349 amino acids. The record is from RefSeq and is a predicted model, not a curated record. The transcript is spliced from 3 exons.